UCUCUGCAACGAUGCUACCCAACUGGGACGACACUGGAGAUAUCCCAGUGGAGACACUCGCACGAUUCGAGAAGGAUGUGAAGCGGACCGACACCGGGUUCCUGGCGAUAGCAACAGAGGUGGAGAAUGACGGAGAGAAAGCCUCGGAAACUCCAGAAAAAAUCAAGGAAUUACUGAAGGAGUUCCAAGACAUUCUUCCUGACGAUCUUCCGGACGAGCUACCGCCAUACCGAACGCAUCAACACGAGAUCGUGGAGGAACCGGGUUCGAAGCCGACCUUCCGAGCACCAUAUCGGCUCAGCCCUACGGAGCUGACUGACAUGAAAAAACAGAUCGAGUAUCUUCUAGCCAAAGGACUCAUCCGCCCAUCUACUUCACUGUACGGUGCCCCAGUACUCUUCACACCGAAACCGGACGGAAGCCUGCGCAUGUGCAUCGACUACCGAGCUCUUAACAAGCAGACCAUCAAGAACAAAUAUCCGAUACCGCGAAUCGAUGACCUGCUUGACCAGCUUCGGGGAGCUACGGUAUUUUCCAAACUGGAUCUGCGGUCCGGAUACUGGCAGAUACGGAUGGCGGACAACUCUAUCCACAAAACUGCUUUCCGAACUCGGUACGGAUCGUAUGAGUAUUUGGUCAUGCCGUUCGGACUCACCAACGCGCCGGCAACGUUCCAAGCCGAAAUGAACCACAUUCUACGAUCACUUUUGGACGAAUGCGUGGUGGUGUACCUGGACGACAUACUCAUCUACUCGCGCGACAUGAAGCAGCACGUCGAUCACCUGCGACGCGUCUUCGAAAUUCUUCGACGAGAACGAUUCUACGUCAAACUAUCCAAGAGCGAAUUCGCCCUCGAAAAGGUCCAGUUCCUAGGACACCUGGUGAGCGCUCAAGGAGUUCACGUCGACCCCAAGAAAAUCGAAGCCGUACGUACGUGGAAGACACCCGAGAACGUGAAGGAGUUGCAGCAGUUCCUAGGCUUCGCUAAUUACUACAACAGGUUCGUGCCACAAUAUGCGAAAAUCGCAGCACCACUCACGAAUCUGCUGAAGAAGAACACGCCCUACAAAUGGGAACCAAAGCACCAGGAAGCCGUGGAGCAGCUGAAACAAGCACUAACAUCCGCACCGGUGCUCAUCUUGCCAGAUCCCGAACGUGACUACGUCAUUGAAGCAGAUGCCAGUGAUCAGGCCGUGGGUGCAGUCUUGAUGCAAGACCAAGGGAAUGGACUGCAACCCAUUGCCUACCUCAGCAAGAAACUGCACGGGGCAGAACUCAACUACCCGAUACACGACAAAGAGGCCCUUGCCAUUGUCAUCGCCUUCAAAGCGUGGAGAUGUUAUCUCGAAGGACGCAGAACAACCGUCUACACCGACCACUGCAGCCUGAAAUAUUUGAAGACACAACCCAACCUUUCCAGGCGGCAGGUCCGGUGGAUCGACUUCCUCGAGACACACUUCCACUACGACAUCGUGUACAAGCCCGGCCACAAGAACAAAGCAGACGCGCUCAGCCGGCCUGCACACGUUGCCGCGAUUCAGGUCGAAGGGAUGAAUCCACUACUCAAGGGACUCUUCACCCACGGGUACGCCAUCGACCCCGAAAUUUCCUUGGCAGAAAAGCGACAUCUGCUACAGUGGGACAGUGACAUCGCGUACCGGAAAGGAUCAACAAAAAUCUGGGUACCCAAUUACCCUCCUUUGCGCCAGUUACUACUCGAAGAAUACCACGACGUCCCGUACGCCGGACACUUCGGUAGCAACAAGACGCUCACCGGUAUCGCCAAACACUACUACUGGCCCCAUAUGGCAGACGACGUCCAGAAAUUCGUCACCUCGUGUGAUACAUGUCAGCGGAUGAAGAGCAGCAAGCAGAAAAAGGCGGGACUACUGCAGCCUCUUCCUGUCCCAGAACAACCAUGGCAAGUGGUUAGCCGGGACUUCAUCACCGAGUUACCACCUACCUCCAGCGGUCAUGACGCCAUCCUUGUCGUCAUUGACAAGUUCUCCAAAAUGGGACACUUCAUCCCGACACACACGACGGCACGCACCGAGGAGACAGCACAGCUCUUCGUUCGUCACAUCAUCUCACAGCAUGGCAUCCCAACCACACUCAUUUCCGACCGAGACCCCAAGUUCACUAGCAAGUUCUGGAAGGAACUUAUGUCUCUGCUCGGCACCAAACUCGCCAUGUCCUCCGCAUACCAUCCGCAGACAGACGGACAGACCGAGCGCCUCAACCAAAUUGUUGAGCAACUCCUCCGAGCAGCCUGCAAGGACGACAUUUCCAAAUGGGACUUGCACCUGCCCGUACUCGAGUUUGCUUACAACAAUGCCACACAUGCCGCUACUGGACAGACGCCGUUCUUCCUCUGCUACGGACGCCACCCACUCACACCACAAAAACCGACAGCAUCAGCAACAGUACAACCUGCACACGACUUCAUCACAACCAUGCAUCAGCUUUGGGAUCGGACCCACAAGCGCCUCCUCGAUAUUCAACAGCAACAGAAGCGCCAAGCCGAUCGCCAUCGCAACGAUCACACCAUCACGGUGGGAGACCAGGUGCUUCUUGACACCCGCAACCUGGACAUCAGCCACCUCCCAUCUAAACUUCGACCUCGCUUCUGCGGACCUUUUCUCGUUGAAGCACAAGUCACUCCUGUUACCUUCCGCUUACGCCUGCCAGCUACCUGGAAGAUUCACAACGCCUUCCACGUCCAACUUCUGAAGUCCUAUCGGGACCCGAACACAAUUUUCGUCGGACGCCAGCCGCCGCCGCCGCCGCCCGUCCUCGUCCGGAACGAACCCGAGUACGAGGUCGAGUCCGUGCUCGCACACCGCCGUCGUCGGAAUGGCACCGUGGAGCUUCUCAUCCGUUGGAAGGGUUAUGAUCCUUCUGAGGACAGCUGGGUCUCUGAGACCGACAUGGGUAACGCCCGUCGUCCUCUGCAUGACUACCUUGUCAAGCAGGUUCACGUCGACCCCAAGAAAAUCGAAGCCGUACGUACGUGGAAGACACCCGAGAACGUGAAGGAGUUGCAGCAGUUCCUAGGCUUCGCUAAUUACUACAACAGGUUCGUGCCACAAUAUGCGAAAAUCGCAGCACCACUCACGAAUCUGCUGAAGAAGAACACGCCCUACAAAUGGGAACCAAAGCACCAGGAAGCCGUGGAGCAGCUGAAACAAGCACUAACAUCCGCACCGGUGCUCAUCUUGCCAGAUCCCGAACGUGACUACGUCAUUGAAGCAGACGCCAGUGAUCAGGCCGUGGGAGCAGUCUUGAUGCAAGACCAAGGGAAUGGACUACAACCCAUUGCCUACCUCAGCAAGAAACUGCACGGGGCAGAACUCAACUACCCGAUACACGACAAAGAGGCCCUUGCCAUUGUCAUCGCCUUCAAAGCGUGGAGAUGCUAUCUCGAAGGACGAAGAACAACCGUCUACACCGACCACUGCAGCCUGAAAUAUUUGAAGACACAACCCAACCUUUCCAGGCGGCAGGUCCGGUGGAUCGACUUCCUCGAGACACACUUCCACUACGACAUCGUGUACAAGCCCGGCCACAAGAACAAAGCAGACGCGCUCAGCCGGCCUGCACACACUUCAUCACCGGGUUACCACCUACCUCCAGCGGUCAUGACGCCAUCCUUGUCGUCAUUGACAAGUUCUCCAAAAUGGGACACUUCAUCCCGACACACACGACGGCACGCACCGAGGAGACAGCACAGCUCUUCGUUCGUCACAUCAUCUCACAGCAUGGCAUCCCAACUACACUCAUCUCCGACCGAGACCCCAAGUUCACUAGCAAGUUCUAGAAGGAACUUAUGUCUCUGCUCGGCACCAAACUCGCCAUGUCCUCCGCAUACCAUCCGCAGACAGACGGACAGACCGAGCGCCUCAACCAAAUUGUUGAGCAACUCCUCCGAGCAGCCUGCAAGGACGACAUUUCCAAAUGGGACUUGCACCUGCCCGUACUCGAGUUUGCUUACAACAAUGCCACACAUGCCGCUACUGGACAGACGCCGUUCUUCCUCUGCUACGGACGCCACCCACUCACACCACAGAAACCGACAACACCAGCAACAGAGAUAGGCCCGAUGGGCUCUAAGCGGUA
Messenger RNA from Closterium sp. NIES-67, 4116 nucleotides. The record is from the annotation of a GenBank genome assembly. Lineage: Eukaryota; Viridiplantae; Streptophyta; Zygnematophyceae; Desmidiales; Closteriaceae.